Messenger RNA from Strongylocentrotus purpuratus (purple sea urchin), 1215 nucleotides. RefSeq lists its product as uncharacterized. The record is from RefSeq and is a predicted model, not a curated record. The coding region runs from base 103 to 1062 and encodes 319 amino acids. The transcript is spliced from 6 exons. Gene Ontology annotation, molecular function: ubiquitin protein ligase activity; protein binding; zinc ion binding. Lineage: Eukaryota; Metazoa; Echinodermata; Echinoidea; Camarodonta; Strongylocentrotidae.
ACCUGCAAUCAUUUUAUGAAUCCUUGUUUACAUUUUCCUGGAAUGGCGAUUAAUAUUGUUCAUCUCUGAAACAGAUACAGAUCAGAAGAGAACUUUGUUAUCAUGGAAAUCCAAGGACAAGAUGAGUUGAGAGAUCCGACAUUAGAAGAGCUUGGUUUACAUCCCCACUGUCUGAACUGCAUCACCAAACGCUGUAACGUCUCUGUUCAACCGGGGGUAUCAUGUGCACAUAUCUACUGCCCAUUCAAGUGUGGUGCCUAUUUUCAUCAGUGCAAGGCAGAUGACCACAGCGAGUUGUGUCAAAAUGUCAAGACAGAGUGUCUGAACUCUAAACUUGGUUGCCAGGCGAUAAUGAGACGCGCUCUAUGCAUCAACCAUCUCCAGCAGUGCCCUGCCCAUGUCAUCAUGUGUGGCCAGUCGAUAGCAAGAGAUGACUAUGAGAGUCACUUUUGUGAUGGUCAUGAUCAUGAGUGUGAGCCUGUCCUUGGGGUGUGGAAGGAGCAACGUAGAGCCUUGAUGUUACCUGCAGAAGAAGAGGGAACAGCGGGGUUAGCAGAGGUCGGGUCAAAGGGCAAAGAGAAGAAAGAAGGGGAUGGUGGGGCUGGGAAGAAGGAUGAAACAGACAGUGCAGGGAAGAAAGAUGAAGAUGCAAAGUCCUCCUCAACGCCCAAGCCUCAGGAUCCUCUCCACACCGUGCCUUGGCAGCUGAGGGAUCAGGGGAUGGAAGGAGAAGGGGAGCAAGACGGGGAAGACGAAACGGCCCCUCCCCUCUCCCCUCCUCCUCUCUCCCCUCCCCCCGUCUUGCCAUCCCUAGAUGAGUCUGUGCAGCUCAGUCUCCUGCCUUACGGGAUCCUCCAGGAGAUUGGGCUCCACCUGGACCGGGAGUCGCUCCAUGAGCUGGCCCUCACUUCCCUCUUCUUCAGGGAAGUGGCCGCAUCCCUCCUCCGGAAGAAGGGACUGGUGGAAACGAGAUGGAAGAAAGAGGAUGACAAAUGGAUGGAAGAUGGAAAGAUUUGGCGGUAUGUUCCGGCACAUCUCAAACCAGAACCGAAGGAAAGUUAGAGCUAACUGUACUCGUGUUUCCUAUUUGAAAUAUUCUUUUUAAAUUAAAGAUACGGGGGAGAAUAAAACAAUUUGUAAUUCAGAAUUGUUAGUUUAUUGAAUUUGGUGUCUAGGCAACUAUAUAUGAAUGUAGAUCUUAGGAAUUAAAAGCAA